GUUCUUUUUUUCUGAGGGUAUAAAUAUAUCUCCCAGCUUGUAGUAAGUAACUCUUUCAGCUAAAGUCUAAACUGAGAUACCACAGCGAACUUCAGGAGCAAUGAGCCGUAUAUUCUUGAUGGUGGGGAUCAUCCUCGGUGUGGUCUUCGUCGACUUGUCUAAUGGGCUGUCCUGCCUGCGUUGUGACAAAAGCAAGUGCGUGGAUCCACCAUGCGAGCAAGAGCACCAGAUCAGGGACCUCUGUGGCUGCUGCAACAUUUGUGGUGGAAGAGUCGGAGACUCUUGCUCUGGAAUUCGUCGAUGCGUGAAUGGCAUGUGGUGCAUAGCGAUUACGGGUGAAAAAGCAGAAGCACGAUUGAAUCCGGCCAGUCAUGAACCAUUCAGAGGCGUCUGUGGAAUUCUGGGGACAAGUCAGGAAAUCCUCGAUGCGGCAUCAUAUCUUCCAGAUGAUGUUUGGGACGAAUGGAAAUGAAAUAAAUAACCUCAAACAACA
This is a messenger RNA of Haliotis rubra (blacklip abalone), 493 nucleotides long. Its product is annotated as perlustrin-like. Bases 101 to 472 code for a protein of 123 amino acids. The transcript has 3 exons. NCBI's taxonomy places the organism in Eukaryota, Metazoa, Mollusca, Gastropoda, Lepetellida, Haliotidae. The record is from RefSeq and is a predicted model, not a curated record. Gene Ontology annotation, cellular component: extracellular region.